Molecule: messenger RNA, 995 nt
Organism: Pocillopora damicornis (cauliflower coral)
Lineage: Eukaryota; Metazoa; Cnidaria; Anthozoa; Scleractinia; Pocilloporidae
Source: RefSeq, a predicted model, not a curated record
AUGACAUUAAGAAAUUGGCCUCCGGUAAAGUUUAAAACAACGCCAUAUUGGCGAGGCAAAGACCGUGAGAGGCGGACGGCAACAGUGCCAAAACUAAAGAACAUCUGCGUGGUUCACAGAGAGCUUCAUGCUUUGAAAACUUCAAGUGAUAAGAAGUGCAGGAUGAAAGGCAAAGAGAUACAAUUCAAACAACUCAAAACUAGUUGUUCUGAGGGUUGGCCAGAAAAACCUCAGCUCCCUGGUCCACAUAAAGUGUUCUGGCCCGAGAAAAAUGACUUCACAGCACAACAUGGCCUAAUGAGGAAGCCCCCGAUACCCGAUACCUUCGACCCUUACAAAGCACUGAUGGCUUAUCGUGCCACACCCCUCGAAAGCGGCCUAAGUCCGGCAGAACUGCUAAUGGGAAGGAAGAUCCACCCUCCUGGAUCUCCUCCCCGGUGGACGCGUUUGGUUGCUGACAAAAACGUUGAAGGUACUCUGGUAGAAAAGGCUGGCCCCCCACGUUCUUACACAGCUGAAACUCCCAAAGGGCAACUGAGGAGAAACAGACGCCAUCUUAGUGGUCUCCCUGAAGCACCUAAUACAGAUACCUGCACCACACUUAGCUCGUCUUCACCUGAUGCUCAGACUGCUAGGAGCCCUGCGCCAACUGCCCUAGCUACAGCUGCCUCAAUGCCUGUAACCCCAAGGAGGACCACCCAGAGUGGUCGUGAAGUACGACCCCCGGAGCGUUUCAAAAACUUAUGACUGUGAACCUAAGCGUUCAUCUUGUGUUAUGAUGUUUCAGAACUUUGACCAGUUGAUACAAAUAUUUUUCAGUUUAUGACUUUUGAGCUGAUUUUAUGCGGGCAUCGAUUAUGUGACCAUUGAUUAUCUACGAUGUAGUUUAUUUCUUACUCGAGGGGAGAAGCGGUGUAAUUGGUUACGUAAUGUUAUUUCCCAGUAGCCUUUAGGGCAUGGGGGAGACACCUCGUGGUCGACCCGGUAAUGUUUUA